Molecule: messenger RNA, 911 nt
Organism: Mustela lutreola (European mink)
Lineage: Eukaryota; Metazoa; Chordata; Mammalia; Carnivora; Mustelidae
Gene: MRPL32
Product: mitochondrial ribosomal protein L32
Exons: 3
Coding region: 47-613 (188 amino acids)
Biological process (GO): translation
Cellular component (GO): mitochondrial large ribosomal subunit
Molecular function (GO): structural constituent of ribosome
Source: RefSeq, a predicted model, not a curated record
CGGAAAGCAGCAGCCAGGUGGGAGUGGUCUUCGGGCGGCGAGGAAGAUGGCGUCGACCAUGCUGGUCCUCGUCUUUCCGCGGUGGCCGGCCGCCCGGGGACUCCUCCGGAGCUGUUGGGACCUACUACAGCGGAAACUUCAGCAGACCGGGCCAGGUUUACCCAGUCCUCCGUGGGGGCCAGCAUUAGCAAUCCAAGGUCCAGCUGUAUUUACAGAACCAGCAGAUGACACCAAUGGAAGUAAGGAGAUUCCCAGCCUUUCAGAUAGUAUCUUUUGGAUGGCAGCUCCGAAGAAUAGACGCAGCAUUGAAGUUAACCGCUGUAGGAGAAGAAACCCUCAGAAGCUUAUUAAAGUUAAGAACAAUAUUGAUGUUUGUCCUGAAUGUGGUCACCUGAAACUGAAACACGUCCUUUGUGGCUAUUGCUAUGAGAAGGUGUGCAAGGAGACUGCAGAAAUCAGAAGACAGAUGGGAAAACAAGAAGGGGGCCCUUUUAAGGCUCCUUCUGUGGAGACUGUGGUGCUGUACGCAGGAGAGGUACCCUCUGAACAAGAUCUUGGUAAGAGAAUCAUUGAACGAGACAGGAAGCGACCGUCCUGGUUCACCCAGAAUUAAGACCAAAGGUGUUGGAAGAGGAUAACUUCAUAUAAAACAUUUGUCCUGAAAGAGAGGAAAAUUCUUUGUUUUAACUUGUUUUUAAAUUACCAGUCUAGUUUAAAACGUUCUCUCAAAGCAGUUAGUUUUGUGUGGGCAAUUUGAAGAAAAUACCAGGAGUAAACUCUGAAAAUAUUUGUUUAUACAGAGGCACAAUGGACUAACAUGUCUGUUUCUGUUAUACUGUAAGGUUUUAACUAAACGUAAAAUUUCCAGUACAGGAAAAUAAAAACAAAUGAUUCGAAAUUCCUUGCAAGAA